This is a messenger RNA of Exaiptasia diaphana, 1965 nucleotides long. RefSeq names its product early growth response protein 1. The record is from RefSeq and is a predicted model, not a curated record. Bases 16 to 1641 code for a protein of 541 amino acids. The transcript has a single exon. Gene Ontology annotation, cellular component: nucleus. NCBI's taxonomy places the organism in Eukaryota, Metazoa, Cnidaria, Anthozoa, Actiniaria, Aiptasiidae.
AAUGGCAGAUCAGCUAUGGCGCGCUUUGCACGUGUCAAAAGCCAGUCAUCGCGACGUCAUGCUAGGCCGGCAGCUGAUUGGUUGCUUGGUAUGCACGUGUCAUCUCACUCAAGUACACCUGUCAUUCUACCUACAGGUGAAUAUCAUUUUAUUUGUCGCCAGUGUUCGCAAGUGUUUGUGUUCCCUAAUAGCGUAAAGGCCCAUACCRUAUUCGACUGCGCAGGAUCGUCACCACGGCAAGCAAAAGGAUAUAAAGCCCAAGACUCGACCACACACACAUUAUCGUCAGAACACCGCUACGAACGGACGACAACCAUCAAACUGGAAAACUGUCCGGAGGAUAUGAGCACACUCUACUUGAGUCCAACAUCGGAGACAGAUGUUCUGCAGGUUUCGAAGACAGUGAAUGAUACUAUGGGAAUUAAGCCGGAGUCGGAGAGUUCACGCAGUCAUACCAGUAAUAAUUUCUUGUCCAUUACUGACACACCUCAUAUUACCCUACUAUCCGACACGGAUCCCAAAGCGUUAAAUUCUUCCAACGGCGGUGGUAUGGGUUUUGGAAGUUCUUUAAACAGUUUCAACGGAAUGAAUGGAUAUAACUUUAAUAAUCUACCACUGGCCAUGAACCAGUUUCCAUUUCUCUCCAACUUUAACACUGAUCAGUUUAUUGUCAAGGAAUCGUCACCGAGAGGUAUGCAUGACUCGGGCAGCGAGGGAAAUACAACUCCUAAAUCACCACCGCCGUUUUCUAUGCCAUCUGGAGCUGAAUCACCACAUCUGAUGAAGUCUCCAGAUCGAUUACAGCCAGUACUGACGCCCCUCACGCCCGUCAGUCUACCAUCGUUUAGCUCGGACACGUUCGGGAUGGAAAAAACGAUCAAAAACAAUAGUUUACCGCAGAGCACAAGCCAACAAUACAACUCGAGUUACAGUGGAUUUAAAAGCCCAGAGCUUGGAAACGUUCCAACGACGGAUUUUCCAUCGAUAUCACGACCUCUGCUGAAUGACCUGAACGGAAUGAGGUACAGCUUAGCGCAGGAUUCUUUCGCGCAACAACAGCAUAUGGACCUGAUGUCAAAUCCUGCUUUUCUACUCCAGCCACGACCGCCUCUUUGCAGCCCAUCUGGUAUGCCUGCUUUCUUUAAAUACGGCUAUCCUCAAAGCUUCUCGUCGAUGAAUGGCCAACCACCAGUUGGACUUCCCAGUUCACUGAUGUUCAAUGGAGAGCAAAACAUAAAUCGAUUGCCUACGCCUACUAGCACCCAACCGGUACAAGACCCAGUAAUUAAUGGAGCUGGAUCUCAGAUAAUAACCGAAAAGAGCAAGCCCGGCUGCAGUGAAGAUAUGAUUAAUGACUUGAACUCAAAGAAAGUCAAUAAAGGCUACUUAUGUGAACUUUGCGGGAAACUCUAUACUAGAAAAUACGGCUUGAAAAUACACAUGAGGAUUCACACUGGAUAUAAGCCACUGAAGUGCAAAUACUGUCAGAAGAGGUUCGGGGAUCCCAGUAACAUGGCAAAGCACAUUAGAUUGCAUGCCGUUGGUGAUACUCCMUACAAAUGCCAGUACUGUGGUAAAGUUUUAGUUAGAAGAAGAGAUCUAGAUCGCCAUAUUAAAUCCAGGCACCCAAAUGGACGAUAAGUUUCUGAUGUUAUAUAUUUAGAAUAAAUUUGAUAGCUUUUAUUAGACUUCUGUGAAGUUUUACAUUCAUUACGUACCGAGGCAAAUGGCUUCAACAAAUUUUUCCACUACAAAAAGGACAUGUUUUUUUCUUCGUAGAUUUCAUAAUCAAACGUUUAUAUAUGAAAAGAAAAUAAGUUUGUAAAUAAACAAAGUAAAAACGAUACAGCAAAAAAAUUACAAAAGAGACGUAACGAGAAACGCCUUCGUUGUUUAAGAAAUUAAAUUUGUAGAAAUACAUAAAAACCUUGGUUGCAAAUAAAGGUAUUUGAAAUGACUUCAAAA